Messenger RNA from Pterocles gutturalis (yellow-throated sandgrouse), 662 nucleotides. Its product is annotated as sodium bicarbonate cotransporter 3-like. The transcript has 5 exons. Gene Ontology annotation, cellular component: plasma membrane; basolateral plasma membrane; apical plasma membrane. The record is from RefSeq and is a predicted model, not a curated record. The annotation marks the transcript as partial. Gene Ontology annotation, biological process: bicarbonate transport; transmembrane transport; monoatomic anion transport. NCBI's taxonomy places the organism in Eukaryota, Metazoa, Chordata, Aves, Pterocliformes, Pteroclidae. Gene Ontology annotation, molecular function: solute:inorganic anion antiporter activity; sodium:bicarbonate symporter activity.
GAGAAAAGGAAGGUACCUAAAUUUCCAAAUGGAUCUACCCCUACAGGAGAGACUCUCAAAGAAGAAGGCCAUCAUGCUGGACCUGAACUCGAGAGAACUGGAAGACGGCUUUUUGGUGGUUUGAUACUUGACAUCCAAAGGAAAGCACCUUUUUUCUUGAGUGACUUCAAGGAUGCAUUAAGCCUGCAGUGCCUGGCCUCGAUUCUUUUCCUAUACUGUGCCUGUAUGUCUCCUGUAAUCACUUUUGGAGGGCUCCUGGGAGAAGCUACACAAGGCAGAAUAAGUGCAAUAGAGUCUCUCUUUGGAGCCUCAUUAACUGGGAUUGCCUAUUCUCUCUUUGCUGGGCAACCUCUUACUAUUUUGGGGAGCACCGGACCAGUUCUAGUAUUUGAAAAAAUAUUAUUUAAAUUUUGCAGGGAUUACAGUCUUUCCUACCUCUCCCUGCGAACUAGCAUUGGUCUGUGGACUGCGUUUCUAUGCAUAGUACUUGUAGCCACAGAUGCCAGCAGCCUUGUGUGUUAUAUCACUCGAUUUACUGAGGAAGCUUUUGCAGCGCUUAUAUGCAUCAUAUUUAUUUAUGAGGCAUUGGAAAAGCUUUUUGAUUUGGGAGAACAGUAUGCCUUCAAUAUGCACAAUCAUUUGGAUAAACUGACUUUAUAUUC